AUGAUGAUGACUGGACGGAAUGUCUCAAACUUCGACAAACAAAAUGUGAAACUGAUCUCGCCUCGGCUACUUUCGCUCGUCCCCGAAGGAACGGAAGAUGAUGUUGUCAAUUUGCUUUCUCCUUCGCUCUUCUCCUUGCACAAUGAAGGCAAAGGUAUCGAAGAUGAGCUGAGUUUGACAAAAGCUCUGAAACUUUUCGAUGAGCAAGGACAUCAGGAAUGGUUGAAUUUUGUUAUUGAAGCUUCAGGAGUAUCCGAUGCUCUUUCAAAAAUGAAGGAUGCUAAUGCAGCGGCCGAACGGAGACAGUUAGACGAACAAUUCCGCAAUGACGAAGGUCAACCUUUAUACUUUACCAAGGAGAAUGUGACUGAAAUGUACGGUCCUUAUGAGAAAAAGAAAAUCGACGUAUUUGAGGAACUUCAGAGGUCACUCUCAAAGCAGCAGGUACAUUGA
This is a messenger RNA of Cylicostephanus goldi, 453 nucleotides long. Lineage: Eukaryota; Metazoa; Nematoda; Chromadorea; Rhabditida; Strongylidae. The record is from the annotation of a GenBank genome assembly.